Trichomycterus rosablanca is the source of this 987-nucleotide messenger RNA. RefSeq names its product gap junction delta-2 protein (gene gjd1b). Gene Ontology annotation, biological process: cell-cell signaling. Gene Ontology annotation, molecular function: gap junction channel activity. NCBI's taxonomy places the organism in Eukaryota, Metazoa, Chordata, Actinopteri, Siluriformes, Trichomycteridae. The transcript is spliced from 2 exons. The record is from RefSeq and is a predicted model, not a curated record. The coding region runs from base 73 to 987 and encodes 304 amino acids. Gene Ontology annotation, cellular component: connexin complex.
CAUUAGAGGUGUAAACAGAGAUCCACCAAAUCGGUUACUGGUGUAACUGGUGGAUGCCUUCAGUAUCCAGCCAUGGGAGAAUGGACAAUCCUGGAACGCCUCCUGGAGGCUGCUGUUCAGCAGCACUCUACUAUGAUUGGAAGGAUCCUCCUUACAGUCGUCGUGAUCUUCCGGAUCCUGAUCGUAGCCAUCGUGGGGGAGACGGUGUACGAAGACGAGCAGACCAUGUUCAUAUGUAAUACUCUCCAGCCUGGGUGCAACCAGGCUUGCUAUGACAAGGCCUUCCCCAUUUCACACAUUCGAUACUGGGUCUUCCAGAUCAUCCUGGUGUGCACGCCCAGCCUGUGCUUCAUCACCUACUCCGUCCACCAGUCGGCCAAGCAGCGUGACCGCCGCUAUUCCUUCCUCUACCCAAUCAUUGAGAGGGAAUACAACCGCGAAGGGACACGCAAGGUGAAGAACGUCAACGGCAUCCUGGUGCAGCACCCUGACAGCAGCGGCGGCAAAGAGGAACCCGACUGUCUCGAGGUUAAAGAGAUCCCGAACGCGCCGCGAGGCCUGACCCACGCCAAGAGCUCCAAGGUGCGCCGGCAAGACGGCAUCUCUCGCUUCUACAUCAUCCAGGUGGUGUUCCGCAACGCUCUGGAGAUCGGAUUCCUGGCUGGCCAGUACUUCCUGUACGGCUUCAGCGUCCCGGGGAUCUUCGAGUGCGACCGCUACCCUUGCCUGAAGGAGGUGGAGUGCUACGUGUCCCGCCCCACCGAGAAGACAGUCUUCCUGGUGUUCAUGUUCGCAGUGAGCGGGAUCUGCGUGGUGCUCAACCUGGCCGAGCUCAACCAUCUGGGCUGGAGAAAGAUCAAGGCGGCCAUCCAGGGCGUCCAGGCUCGCCGCAAGUCCAUCUGCGAGAUCCGCAAGAAGGACAUGUCUCACCUGUCGCAGCCAACCAACCUGGGCAGGACUCAGUCCAGCGAGUCAGCUUAUGUUUGA